GCCAUGGUGUCGGUUGAUGGCGCGAGCGCUACUCUGCUGGCGUCGCGACCCGCAACGCCGAUUGCACAAUUAAAUCCUGAUUUGCCAGAUCAACCAUCUCGCGUCGUUCGGGGCGAGGUCACAAUUACAUGGCCCUACAGUACCGUCACCAAGACGCUUGCCUUCCUGCUCGCCGAACCAGACGUGCGCCUCCGCCGUGCCAAGGGCCAGGUCCGGAUCGAGCUUCGGGGCCCGAGUGCGAAAGCACUUUCUGCGUGUAACCUCGGGGCGGGCGACGAGAUACUCUGCAGUCUUGAUGGCGUGGAAUGGGCCAAGGAUAAUUCGCCAGGCCGCAUCCCUGGCGCGAGACUGGACUGGCAACUGCAGUUCAACGAACGACUCCUUCUACAGGUCAAAUCCGAAGAAUCGAACGAGGUGAAGCACAUCGACAUUGACCAUCCUGCAGCCGACCCCCCGGCCGAACCAGCGCCUGAGGUCCGCGCGACUACGCCUGACCCAGUUCCGGCUGUCACUAAUGUACAUGCCACCGUUCGAAAGAUAUCAGAUUUCCCACCCAACGAGUAUCCCUCGCCGGCAUUCGUCAAAAGGGCGAGACUCUCAUACGGCGCCUUGUUUGAGGGCGGUUUCGAUAUCUUCGAAGAGGAUGGCGGAGUCAAGGGCAAGGGUCGCAAGAGAACCCGUUUUGGGCGAGAUAGCAACGCCUGGCGCUACACCAGCCAGUCACCGAGUCCCGAGCCUGCUUCACCUGUUUAUGAUAUGGCGGAUGAAGACAUGCCAGACCAUUCGGCAGCUCAAGCUUCGCCGAAACCAGAGAUGAUGGACGAGGGUUGCCAGACCAUGGAGGUCUCAACUCCUGAGGCUGUCUCAGCACAGGUUGGUGCGAAUGCGUCUACUUCUGGUGUUUCGCAGCAAGUGGCUACGCCUCCCCCGCCUGAGAGCCCGAUCGCCCCUGAGGAGGACUCGGCCGACUUAGCUCAACAGGAUCAGGCUCAUAUCCCCGAGCGGGAAUCUGCCUCCAUUAAGCCAGUUCGCAGAGACCGAUCUGUGCCUAGUGAAUCUGAGAGGCUGGAUUCAGCUUCGCAUGAGGAAUCUCAUCCUUCGGCUCAAAUAGCGUCGCUGAGGCAAUCAAAAGAUCCAUCAGCACAGGAUCAGACUACUCAUGUCACAGGAGCCGAGCUGCCACAGCCGAAUCUCUCGCCUACAAAGAACUCCGAGACUUAUUCAGCCACCCUUUUUGGCAAUUCGAAGCCAUCAGGCUCGAGUUUCUCCAUGUUCGGCACAGGCGUGCCAUCGAGCACUGAGUCAACGCUGAGCAUCGCAGAUCAAGUUCGAUUCGGAUUCUCUCACAACCCACAAAUUACACAUGCCCCAAUUGCUCUGACGAACGACGCUGCCCAUGAAAAUGACAACAGGGAGCACGAGGCUUACCCAGAGUCCUACCUUGACAACCAGCCCGCUCCCGCUAAGAUUGCUGAUAUGACGAGCUACGCAAAUGCGGCAGACGGACAUUCCGAAUACACGGCGCCUGAUCAGGACAUGGCCCCUGAGCCUCCUGCAGUACAGCAUUUUCGUGAAGGCCAAUGGGAAGUGUCGACUCAAAACGCCUACUACAAUCCGGUUGAGGGGGGUCACUUCGGAGCCGAUACGCUGAAUGAGGGAACGGUGAUUAGUGAUGGGCAAGCUUCCCUUGAUGCAGACAAAGUUACUCCCAGGAACGUGCCGGCAGGCUUUGCUAGUUACGGCCGUGAGGAGGCUUUUGGAGGUCCUCUAAAAGAGCCUCCACAAGAUCAGAACGCCGUGGAGAAUGGGGAGACGACCCAUGCAGCCGAGGGCAGUGAUCGCGGUGGGGAAGAGGAGGAUGCUGCAUACGACAAGUAUGCAUACGGCGGACGAAUCCAACAGGGUGACUACGACCAACGCCACUAUGAUAUUCCGUCCGACGACGACGAGGGUCUUUCGGAGGAGGAGGAUGAGGCAGAGCAGGAAGCAAGGGAUCGCUAUGGAUACAGCGAGACCUAUGACGAGGAUGGGGAAGGGGAAUAUUGGGAUGAGGAGGAAGAAGGAUAUGAUGAAAGUGAGGACGAGGAGGACGAGCACGAGCACGACGAGGGAAGCCAUCUGUCGCAAUCCCUUAGGAAACCAACCGCUCCAGCACAAUCGAGUGGGCCGGUCGUUAUCAGCUUGCUUUCUGACUCCGAGGAAGACGAUGAACCGGUCCCUGGACCCAGAAAACCCUCGCCUGCUACCGAGACACAUCCAGCACAGCGAUCCCCGAAACGUUCAACUAGUCCACCGGAUGCUACCAGUUCAAGGCAUCGAGGUUCCCCGGAUAUGGUGGAGUCCGAGAAGCGGGACACUAGUGGCUUCGGCGCCGGGCAUGGACAGCCUGCCACUGACAUUUUCGCCCAGACUCAAGUAAUUGACUUCGGGAGUUUUGAUCGUGUCAAUGCUCAGCCGAGAUCACCGAAAGCAGAAACAGAUAGCCCUUCAGAAGCGUCCCGAUCUACCAGCCAAGCCAGUUACUCAUUCGAAGAAGUCGAGAGUCGCCCUUAUUUCCGCAACGUAGAUGCCGAGCGUGCAUCAAGCGAGGCUUCCUCGGAAGGCCUUUUUGUUUCCCAACCCCGAGCAGAAUAUUUCGAGGCCGCUGAUGAGCCCAUUGAUGAUGGCUCCGGUUACGAAUCGGACGAUGGCCAUGUCAUCAUGGAGGAUGACAAAAUCAGAGUGGAAGAGGUCGUUCAAGAUGACAGGCUUUCAAAAGAACCUGACGAAGCUCAAGAUAGCGAAGGCAGCUUGACGGAUGAUGAUGGCGGCUCCUUUGCUAGCCAAGUCGAAAUGAGUCAAGAUCUGGAAUUGGUCGGAGACGAAGACAGGACAGGGGAUGGAUCAUCAAAACUCGGAGAUGCUGCAGGAUCUGUGCAAUCGGACUUGGGGGUCGAAGAGAUCGUGACCUCUGAUGACGAUGUUGAUAUGAUCGACGUUGAUUCGGCUCACCAGGGCGGGGAUCACGAAGAAAACCAGCCGUCACAGCCUCUUCGGGAAGAAGAGUACAGUGACCUAGUGAUUUCCGCUGCCACGUUCACUGGGACUGUAUCCGAGACUUCUGUUAAGGCUGGGCCAGCCGGCAAUCCUCUCUUGGACGACCAAACUGUGCAGAAGGAGGCACAAACCCAAGCCUCAGCAGGAGUUGAACGAGAGCUCGACGUCCCACAACCCGGCGAGACAGCAGUCAUCAUGCCUAAUGGCGAAAACCACGCCUUCCUCCCCGAGCCCGAGUCACCUGCUAUUCAAUCAUUGGAGCCCGAAAUGGCCGAGCACGAAGUUCCGCCUCCGGCGUCCCCGGAGUCAUCGCGUUCUGUUCCGAGAGGAGUUCAAGAACCGUUGACUCCCUCGCAGAGCCAAUUGGCUGAGGAGAUGAAGCUGUAUGAGGAGCGAAGGGCGAAAACCCCGGAGCUUUUGACCGGGGAUUCAAUUGAGGGCGUACAUUCCAGUCCAAUUGAAGCCCAGUACUGGGGCCAGGAAAGCCCGUCCAUCCGCCGCAAGGUCAUCAGCGGCACCCAGGAUGGUCGCUCGCCGAGGAUGGUUACAGUCAGUGGCACUCAAGAAGAGUAUAGGGCUAUUCCUGAGUCCAGCAUUCCCGCCCAGCCUACAGAUGCGGAUAUGGAGGGGCCUAUUUUGGAUGAUGAGUUGAUUCUGCAUUCUCGAGCCGACCAAGAUGGGCAGGAGCAAGCACUGGCUAAGACUAGUAGCAUAGUCCAACAUGGUCAGGAGCCAGAAUUGAUUGAGCAGCCAGUCAGCACUCCGAAGACGCCCACCCAGGCAACCUUGACCACGGGAGAUCAGUCCGCCCAGGAGGGACAAUCCCUCACUGAGGUGGACGAGUCACAGACGGAACCUCCUUUCGGCUCGCCCUCCCAAGAUAUCAGCAUCCAGCUGGCUCGGCAGGCGGUAGCGGCCAGACGCUCCAAGAAGGCGUCCGAACCGAAGAAAUCAACCGAGCCGCUACGCACAAGCCCUCGUCUUACCCGCGCGCGAUCUAGUAGCCUGCAAACGAACCCCACUCCGGAGAGAGAGGAACCGGACAGCAGCAUCAACCUUGCUAGGGCCGCCCUGGCGUCCCCGUCCAAGGCCGACACUCCUGGAGCGCUCAAAUCGGACCUCACCAGGCGCCUGCGGACCGACCUCCCGGAGUGUGUCCCCCUCAAGUCCCUCCGCAACCACAACGAGAUGUUCCCGAAUGUGGUUGCCAUCGUGACCAGCCACCCCACGCCGGCCACCCGCGCCAAAGGCGGGCCCCGCGAGUACUUCAUGUCGUUCCACGUCACCGACCCGUCGAUGGCGCCCACGGGGGUGGUCGAGGUGCAGUUGUACCGGCCCCACAAGGACUCGCUGCCCGUCGUCAAGCCCGGCGACGCGGCGCUCCUGCAGCGGUUUCAGGUCAAGGCGCUGACCAAGAAGGGAUGGGGGCUGAGGACGCAGUCGGAGUCGGCUUGGGCUGUGUUUGAAGGAGGAGGAGCAGACCAUGCUGCCGGAGAGGGAGAGGGAGACGAGAAGGAGAAGGGUGCGAGCUGGACCGUGCCGCAGAUUAAGGGCCCGCCAGUGGAGGACUAUGAGAACUAUGUCGAAUACGUGGGCCUGUUGAGAAGAUGGUACAGGAGCAUGGUUGCGGAUCCGGCGGCGAGGGCCAAACUGGAGCGGGCGGAUAAAAAGUUGGCUGGGGUUUGA
This is a messenger RNA of Canariomyces notabilis, 4722 nucleotides long. RefSeq lists its product as uncharacterized. Gene Ontology annotation, cellular component: chromosome, telomeric region. NCBI's taxonomy places the organism in Eukaryota, Fungi, Ascomycota, Sordariomycetes, Sordariales, Chaetomiaceae. Gene Ontology annotation, biological process: telomere maintenance. The record is from RefSeq and is a predicted model, not a curated record. The annotation marks the transcript as partial. Gene Ontology annotation, molecular function: DNA binding. The transcript is spliced from 3 exons.